AUGCUCAAAACGGUACAACCACGGCUAAAAGAACGAAAAAAAAUGUCGCUAUUUACACUCCUGCUUGCCAUUUGUUUAUGUGGCUUGAUUUAUGCCAUGCCACAUGUCAAUGCCACGGCUAGUCAAUGCACCAGACCAUUUAACACAUACAGUUCAAGUGCCAAGAGAAGUACAGCUGCAGCAGUUGCUCUUUCUAAAACAUUCGAUUUUUCACAAGAUAUUUUAGCUGCACAAACAGCUGUCAACCAAGAAUCUGAUGUUUCGACAUUGGCAGCUACAAGCUUAUUUUCCUUCGGUAAGCUUUCUGCAAAAGCCAAACAAAAUGUGAAAAUGGCACCAAAACAUUUCACUGGUAAAACUGGACCAUUAUUCGCCAAGAUUCAGAAUCGUAUAAUGGAAUUCACUGGAUUGGACGAAACUGCAUGUGUUGCAUGUCGAUUGAAUUGUCUAGAUGCCAUUCCUACCUUUGGAACUAUCUUUAGCGAAUGUGAAAAUCAAUUCUAUUAUUAUGGAUGUCAAAAAGUAGCUCCAUGUCAUUCCAUGUCAGAUGGCAAUGUCGUAUUGGAAACUGCUGUUGGUAUUUGUUUGGAAAGAAAUAAGUGUAAAUUGGUAGAUUCAUUGGUAGAUUUGCAAAAUACUAGAAGAAGAAUUGGAUUUGCUAGGAGACGAAUGGUUUCGCCAACAAUAGACGAAAUUAAGAAGGGAGUUGUUUCAAGAGUUGGACAAUAUAUUGAUAAUUAUAAUAGAAAACCAUUUUCUUUUGGUAAAAAGAGAGGUUUGUUUGGAGGUAGAGGUAGAAAUUAAAUCUUGUUGAGAUUCUAAUAAAGUUUAGUUUUUUCU
Messenger RNA from Naegleria gruberi, 840 nucleotides. RefSeq lists its product as uncharacterized. The record is from RefSeq and is a predicted model, not a curated record. The coding region runs from base 1 to 804 and encodes 267 amino acids. Lineage: Eukaryota; Heterolobosea; Eutetramitea; Acrasida; Naegleriidae. The transcript has a single exon.